Messenger RNA from Neocloeon triangulifer, 1342 nucleotides. RefSeq lists its product as uncharacterized. NCBI's taxonomy places the organism in Eukaryota, Metazoa, Arthropoda, Insecta, Ephemeroptera, Baetidae. The transcript has 7 exons. The coding region runs from base 43 to 951 and encodes 302 amino acids. The record is from RefSeq and is a predicted model, not a curated record.
AUGCGAUGUAGGCAACCCUCACAUCACACCGGGUAGAUACAAAUGCACAGCAGCAAGUGCUCGCCCAAGGACCUUCUGCGUUUCUCUGCCGCAAUGACCACCAUCAACCUGACGCACGUGUUCAAACUCGUCGCAGGAGAGUACACCUGCAGAGUCAAUUCAGACUGCUACCCUUGGCCAGGGUACGUGUGCCACAACAACAGGUGCGUUUGCGAUCCUGAAAAAGACUCGGGCCUAUUUUCUCCGUGCGCGCCAGGGACGUUCCACGGCAACAAAUGUCGGGCUGACGGCGACUGCAACCUUGCUGAUUAUAAUUUAGUAUGCGCCAGAGCGGACAAAACUUGCAGAUGCAGAAGGGGAUAUGUGUGGGAUUUGGUUUCAAAGCGGUGCUAUAAAUUAGGGGACGACGAUUACGGCCCUAAUAAAAUUGGAACCAUGAGUGACCUGAUCGGAACGCUCAUAUUUAUCCUGGGCGUUGGAGCAAUGAUGUAUCUGCUGAUCAAAUUAUUUUGCAACUGCAGCAAAAUUUGGCGCCGAGGAAACUCGGCUCCGAGGUCGACUGAAAAUGGCAGAGGUGACGUUGAUGCACAAUGCAUCCCAAUGAGUAAUGCACCUGGCACGUGGGUUGCGUCUUACAGAGUUAUUGGAUCUCUGGACCCCUCUGCGAAUUCGCAAUUUCCGGGACGAAACGCGCCCGUUCCUCCGUAUCUGCUCCUGCCAACGCCCGGCACGGCGCCUCCUCCGUACGAAGAGGCCCUCAAGCACAAAGUCAUCCUCAGCAGUUACCCUUCGCAACCACCUUUGUCUCCGUUGCCCCUGCAAAUGCAGAAUCCACCUUCCAAUCUCAGUCCCGUCGACCAUCCUGCAGACCCUCUUCGGCCGCUUGAGCCAAUCACGGAAGGUUCCGACGCAAUUCAAGACCACCGACAAAGUGGAUCCUCGUCCAGCUAGCAACACGAGUGGGUGUAAUUAUGAGUUAAACAAAAUUUGGAAUUAAUUACACCCAGGAUUCAAAAGCUUUUAGUCUCAAGGAGAGAUUUAUAGAAAUCGUAAGAAUGUUAUAUUUUUGUCUAAAAAUUUAGCAGAACACGUAUCUAUAAAAAUUUCAAUUAUCAAAGCUGGAAAAAAAUAAUAAUUUAAUAGUGAGGAAGGAGUAAUAUAUAUGUAGAUAUUUAUUGAAUAUAGACUUUUUGAAAAAGUCUUGGGAACUUUAUUGAUUUGGAUGUGACACUUUUGGAAGGGAAGAGCUAUAAAAAAUGUAACCAGAUUAACAAAAUUCAAUGAGUCAGGUAUGUCAGAUUUGAAUUUCAUUUUAAUUAAAUCUAAUUACGUGAUCAUUUGU